AUGUCCUUCCCCCAGCUGGGUUACCCGCAGUAUCUCAGCGCCAGCCAGGCGGUGUACGGGAGCGAUCGGCCCGGGGUGCUGGCUGCCGCCGCCGCCGCCGCCGCCGCCGCUGCUGCCUCAGGCCGGCCUGGGGGCGCGGAGCUGGGGAGCGGCUCGGCUGCUGUCACUUCGGUGCUGGGCAUGUACGCGAGUCCCUACAGCGCCCCCAACUACAGCGCCUUCCUGCCCUACACCGCCGACCUCAGCCUCUUCUCCCAGAUGGGCUCCCAGUAUGAAUUGAAGGAUAAUCCAGGUGUCCACCCUGCUACCUUUGCUGCCCACACUGCCCCUGGCUAUUACCCCUAUGGACAGUUCCAAUAUGGGGACCCAGGGCGGCCCAAGAAUGCCACCAGGGAGAGCACUAGCACCCUGAAGGCCUGGCUGAAUGAGCACAGGAAGAACCCCUACCCCACCAAGGGCGAGAAGAUCAUGCUGGCCAUCAUCACCAAGAUGACCCUCACCCAGGUCUCCACCUGGUUCGCCAACGCCAGAAGGAGACUCAAGAAGGAGAACAAAGUAACUUGGGGAGCAAGGAGUAAGGACCAAGAAGAUGGUAACCUCUUUGGGAGUGACAACGAGGGAGACCCCGAAAAGAACGAAGACGACGAAGAAAUCGACCUGGAAAGCAUAGACAUUGAUAAAAUCGAUGAGAAUGAUGGGGAGCAGAGUAAUGAAGAAGAGGAGGAGAAAUCUGAGCUCCUGCGACAAAGCAGCGAAGAUGAACAUUUGGAAAAAGAAAAGGGUUUGUCAUUGUCAGCGUCUGAAGGUCUUAAACCCAAAGACUCUUUCUCCCUGGUAAAGGAGGCCUCUGACAACAGUACACGAAUCAUAAACCCCAAUGGACAGAAUAAUUUACAGGUGCCACCUCACAGCAAACCCAAGAUUUGGUCUUUGGCAGAGACAGCAACCAGCCCUGAUGGCGCCCUGAAGUCUUCCCCUCCUCCCCCUUCUCAUUCCCAGGUUAACCACACAUCCACCCAGAUUCAGCAUCCGGCUUUCCUCCCUAGCCAUGGACUCUACACAUGCCAGAUUGGCAAAUUUCACAACUGGACAAAUGGUGCUUUCCUCACUCAGAGUUCCCUGUUAAAUGUGAGGUCUUUUUUGGGAGUAAACCACCAUCAUGCGGCUCAUCAUAACCACCAUAUCCAGGCCCAGCAACAGCCUUCUGUGUUAACAGCAACCCUGGGAGCCCUAAGCAGUGAAAAACCUACAGAGAGGACCAGUCCUAAACACAUAGAAAGAGAAAAUGCACCAAGGACUGAAACCCCACCCCAGCAGUUAAAAUCGCCUUUCCAGCCUGUGCGUGACAACUCUUUGGCUCAGCAAGAGGGAACACCGCGAAUUUUAACAGCUCUCCCUUCUGCUUGAUUAAAUGGGUUGGUGAAAAAAAUAUUUCAGAGACUGGUAUAAAGGACAAAAAAAAUUGAAACGAUAUAAACGACUCCCAUCAAUCUCUCUUUGCAAUAAGGUGGUGCAAAUCCAUAAAAGUGAUCACACAAAUCUGUAGAUGGAUCCCCCUUUUCCAUUGUACCAUUUCAGAUCGUGUUACUCUAACCAUUCUUGAAUUAUUUGUUUGGUAAAUGUUUCCCAUGUGUUUGUGUUUUUUCUGUAUAUAGAGUGAUUUCAGAUUGUAUA
Messenger RNA from Mauremys reevesii (Reeves's turtle), 1674 nucleotides. RefSeq names its product iroquois homeobox 1 (gene IRX1). NCBI's taxonomy places the organism in Eukaryota, Metazoa, Chordata, Testudines, Geoemydidae. Gene Ontology annotation, biological process: regulation of transcription by RNA polymerase II; neuron differentiation; cell development. The record is from RefSeq and is a predicted model, not a curated record. The coding region runs from base 1 to 1407 and encodes 468 amino acids. Gene Ontology annotation, cellular component: nucleus. The transcript has 4 exons. Gene Ontology annotation, molecular function: DNA-binding transcription factor activity, RNA polymerase II-specific; RNA polymerase II cis-regulatory region sequence-specific DNA binding.